Didymella exigua CBS 183.55 is the source of this 1355-nucleotide messenger RNA. Its product is annotated as pyridoxine biosynthesis protein PDX1. Lineage: Eukaryota; Fungi; Ascomycota; Dothideomycetes; Pleosporales; Didymellaceae. The record is from RefSeq and is a predicted model, not a curated record. The transcript has 3 exons. Gene Ontology annotation, molecular function: amine-lyase activity. Gene Ontology annotation, biological process: pyridoxine biosynthetic process; pyridoxal 5'-phosphate biosynthetic process; amino acid metabolic process. Bases 272 to 1195 code for a protein of 307 amino acids.
CCGUGGUGUCCGAACCAGACGUUUGGCGGGAUGAGUGACCCUUAGAUGGGCAAAAAAUUAUUGCGAUGCCGCCGCAUUGUCUUGGUAAAGGGCAUCGACGAGAACUGACUCACUCACGAGAUCACUCCGUCUUUCAUAAUCUUCUCUCACUUCAGUUCGAUUGACCGUCACCAUCUCUCUACAAUCACACUACACUUUCGCCUUCGUAGAGAUAUCAUCUCUGUACAUUGCUCUCUUUCUACACCUUUGAUACCCCUCUUCUGCAUUCACAAUGGCAACUGAACUUCCCACCACAAAUGGCCACACUGCCCAGGAUGGCGAGAACAACUUCGCCGUCAAGGCAGGUCUCGCCCGCAUGCUGAAGGGCGGCGUCAUCAUGGACGUCGUCAACGCUGAGCAGGCACGCAUUGCAGAGGAGGCCGGUGCCACAGCAGUCAUGGCGCUCGAGCGUGUGCCCGCCGACAUCAGAGCGCAGGGCGGCGUGGCGCGCAUGAGCGACCCGCAGAUGAUCAGGGAGAUCAUGGACACAGUCACUAUCCCCGUGAUGGCCAAGGCAAGAAUCGGCCACUUUGUCGAGUGCCAGAUUCUUGAAGCCCUCGGCGUAGAUUACAUUGACGAAUCCGAAGUCCUGACGCCCGCCGACGCCAUCCACCACGUGGCCAAGCACCCCUUCAAGACCCCCUUCGUAUGCGGGUGCCGUAACCUCGGUGAAGCCCUUCGCCGUGUCGCUGAAGGCGCAGCUAUGAUCCGGACUAAGGGCGAAGCAGGGACGGGCGACGUGAUCGAGGCGGUCCGGCACAUGCGCACGGUAACGGCCGAGAUCAAAAAGGCGCAGGGUAUGGACGAGAUGGAGCUGCGCGUGUACGCCAAGGAGCUGCAGGUCGAUUACGAGCUGCUCAAGGAGACUGCGAAGCUGGGGCGGUUGCCGGUGGUUAAUUUUGCGGCGGGAGGUGUUGCUACGCCCGCGGAUGCUGCGCUUAUGAUGCAGCUCGGCUGUGAUGGUGUGUUUGUUGGGUCUGGCAUCUUCAAGAGCGGCGAUGCGGCGAAGCGCGCGAAGGCUAUUGUGCAGGCGGUCACUCACUACAAGGACCCCAAGGUGUUGAUGGAGGUCAGCAUGGACCUGGGUGAGGCCAUGGUGGGUAUCAACUGCGGCACUAUGGGCGAGGAUGAGAAGCUUGCUAAGCGUGGAUGGUAACGGUUUUGAUCAGGCGGAGAGACGAGACACGACAGAUAUGGUGGAUACGAUCAUCGUCAUUUACAGGCGUUAGGGACCUGUAAGAAAAGCCGGCUUCAACACUGAGCAUCAGUACUCUUCUCUCAAUGCAAUAUGAGUUGCGUAGACAACGAAUUGGCCA